Molecule: messenger RNA, 650 nt
Organism: Malania oleifera
Lineage: Eukaryota; Viridiplantae; Streptophyta; Magnoliopsida; Santalales; Ximeniaceae
Product: probable calcium-binding protein CML28
Exons: 1
Coding region: 192-470 (92 amino acids)
Molecular function (GO): calcium ion binding
Source: RefSeq, a predicted model, not a curated record
CUACCUGGGAAGCUAUGGAUGACUACCCAAAAUCUUCUCCUAUGCGUACAUGGAGGAGAUCAUAGCUCCAUCUCUAUAUAUGACCCUAUUCCUCCAUGCACCCAUUCCAAGUCUCACCACAUAGAGAUACAGUUCCGUAUAGCUAGAGCAGAGAGGCAACUGAUCUGUCUUGCUUUGUUUCUUUCUACAACAUGCGAAACCUUAACUUUUCGAAGCCCAGGGAUGCAAAAGUUCCCCUGACAGAGGAGCAGCUGAGGGCUUUCUUCAAAAAGCACGACACCAAUGGCGACGGCCAGCUCGACAGAGGAGAGCUCCGGAAAUCCUUUAAGGACCUCGACGCUUUUUUCCCCUCCUGGAGAGCUCACUGGGCGCUCCAUCACGCCGAUGCGGAUGGCAACGGCCGCGUCGACGAAAAGGAGAUGGGAGAUCUAGUGAAGUAUGCUGCGAGCUUUGGGUAUACCGUGAAGUAGUAGUAGCAGCUGGCUGCUUGGAUGGGUGGCUACAGCUAGCUGCUUGCCUGCUUGCUACACCUUCUCUUAAUUAAUUAACCUGAUUAUAUAUGCAGCACUUGGAUAUAAUAACUCAAGCCUAAUCGGCUAGCAUGCAUGUAUGCUUUUAUGUAUAAUAAAUAUUGUCUUCGAGUUGUCUAA